This is a messenger RNA of Gregarina niphandrodes, 1074 nucleotides long. Its product is annotated as putative mitotic checkpoint protein BUB3. Bases 1 to 1074 code for a protein of 357 amino acids. The transcript has a single exon. Lineage: Eukaryota; Apicomplexa; Conoidasida; Eugregarinorida; Gregarinidae. Gene Ontology annotation, biological process: mitotic spindle assembly checkpoint signaling. Gene Ontology annotation, molecular function: ubiquitin binding. Gene Ontology annotation, cellular component: bub1-bub3 complex; mitotic checkpoint complex; kinetochore. The record is from RefSeq and is a predicted model, not a curated record.
AUGACGACGGAGUUGAUGCGAUGUCCGGAGGACGGUAUUACGAGUGUGAUGUUCUCACCAUCAGAGCCUAGCUUGUUAUUGGUGUCAAGUUGGGAUUCGAAGGUGCGUUUGUAUGAUGUGGAUAUGAAUAUUGUUAAAGGGAUGCAGACCCACGCGGCUCCAAUAUUGGAUUGUUGCUUCGUGGGCAGUAGUGGUAGGUGUUUAUCAGGAGGGUUAGGGCGUGAUUUACGAUUGUAUGAUUUCCAGAAGGAGGCUGACACGUUGGUUGGUAAGCAUGCGGAGGCGGUAAGACAAGUCCGUUGGAAUGGUGACACUGGUUUAUUAUUCUCUGGAUCAUGGGAUGGGACUGUAGCUGCGUGGGAUGCACGGAGUCAAUCGUUGAGUCAUCGAGUAAGUCUUGAUACUAAAGUGUUUGCGAUGGCGUUGAGUGAGGGUGCAUAUGCCAAAUUAGUGGUUGGUGAUGCUAGCAAAAAAGUCCAUGUCUACGACCUGCGAAAAUUAGACCAACCGGAACAAGUCAGGUCUGACCUUGUCAAGUAUCAAAUAAGAUGUCUAGCUCCCUUCGCUGACGGAAACGGCUUCGCUGUAGGCACAACCGAGGGUCGGGUCGCCUACGAAUACUUCCAACCCGGCGUUCACGCGCCCAACAACAACAUACCCGUCACUACAAACGCCACCCCGGACACAACCACCGGCUACUCCUUCAAGUGCCACCGAGCAAAAAUGCAAUACGAGGAUAUCGUCAGCUACAGUCACCUUGGUGCUACGGUCGAAACAGACAAAAUAUUCUCGGUUAAUGCCAUUGCAUUCAACCAAAAAUAUAACACCUUCGCCACCGGCGGAGGAGACGGCUCUGUAGCCAUCUGGGACGGUCUUAAGAAAAAACGCCUUUGGCGUCUCAGCAAGCCACUCCCAACCGCCGUGACUGCCCUCGCUUUCAAUGCAGACUCCACCAAACUCGCCGUUGCCGUUAGCCACGACUUCUCCCAACCUCUCGCUGAACCACGUCUUGGUACCUUCGCCCAAAUCAUCGUCAAGGAAGUCGCCCCUGAAGACAUCAAACGACGCACCUAA